AUGACCAAUAUCGAUGAGCUCUUCAAGAAACCAUUGGUUGCAGGAAGCUCCAAGCGCAAGUUCGAACCGCUUCAAGAUCCCAAUGAGGUCUACAAAUCCGCGAAGCUAGACUCCGAUGCCGAUGUAAGGUCCAGAGGAAAGGAAGCCAUGGUGGAGGAUGAAAUCGACGAUGACGGCGAGGCCGGUCCUGAAAUGCCCCCAGACAUGGACACUGAAGAUGCCCCAGACGACGAGGAAGGCCGAUUCUUUGGUGGAGGGAUGGAGCAAAAAACCGCGCAGGCGAUGGAGUAUAUUGACCAGCAAGAAGAGGACGAAACUGCGCCCGAAAAGUUCGACACAACAUGGGUCCGACGAUUCGCGUUGAACUUUGAGAAAAAGAUAUCCAAGAACGCCGAGCUACGAGCAAAGUUCGAUAAUGACCCACAAAAGUUCAUGGCAUCCGAAGCUGACCUAGACACCGAAAUCAAGGGAUUAUCCAUCUUGUCAGAGCACCCGGAGCUUUACGAGGAGUUUGCAAAGCUUGGCUGCGUGGGCUCAUUGAUCUCACUGCUUUCACAUGAAAAUGCGGAUAUCGCGAUCGAUGUCAUUCAGAUCAUCGGUGAGCUUACGGAUGAGGAUGUGGAGGCCGAACAAGAACAGUGGGAUAGCUUGGUCAACUCGAUGAUGGAUGCCGACCUUAUUGAGUUGUUGACUUCUAAUCUGACGCGUCUCGACGAAAAUGUGGAAACUGAUAGAGCUGGCGUUUAUUAUAUUCUCGGUGUACUGGAAAAUCUAUGCUCUCAGACUUCUGUCGCAGAAAAAAUUGGUCAGGAUGCUUCUGUACUUCAAUGGAUCUUGACUCGUAUUCAGAAGAAAGAAACGCCUGUCAGUCAGAACAAGCAAUACUCCGCAGAGGUCCUGGCGAUUCUAUUGCAGUCUUCAUCAAAAAACCGAGAAAAGUUUAUCGAACUUGAGGGUAUCGACACUAUCCUUCAAAUUCUCAGUCAAUAUCGGAAACGGGAUCCUCAAAAGGACUCUGAUGAAGAAGAAUAUGUGGAGAAUCUUUUUGAUGCUUUGAUCUGCUUGCUUGAAGAAACAGCCGGAAAAGAAAAAUUUGUUGAGGCUGAAGGCAUCGAAUUGGCAUUGAUUAUGCUCAAGGAGGGCAAAUUCAGCAAACCACGUGCACUAAGGGCCCUUGAUCACGCCUUUGGUGGAGCAGCGGGUGGUCCAGCUUGCGAGCGACUGGUUGAAGCGGUUGGACUCAAGACAAUUUUCGGGAUGUUCAUUAAAAAGCAAGAAGGACAAAACAUUGAGCAUCUGCUGGGCAUCUUUGCUUCGCUUCUCCGGCUUCUACCAGGCGGGUCGGCACCGCGUAUUCGAACACUAGCCAAGUUUAUGGAGAAGGAUUACGAAAAGAUUGAGAAGCUCAUCAAAUUGAGACGAGAGUAUGCCGCACGUGUGGCACCGGUCGAACAAUCCAUCAAGAAAGAGCGUGAAUCCUAUUCACCGGAGGACCAGAAAAUCAUGGCUGAUGAAUGGCUAUCCCGUCGAUUUGACGUGGGACUCUUCUCCUUGCAAACAAUCGAUGUUGUUUUGGCUUGGUUGGUUGCGGAGGAUGACGGAGCUAAGAAGAAAAUUGUGUCUUUAUUAGCAGACCGCGGUGAAGACUUGUCUCUAAUUCGGGAAACCUUGCAAGAACAAAUGCAAGGCCUUGGCGACGAGGAUCAAGGGCAGAAAGAUACCAAGGAUAUGCUGAGCACCUUAUUGCAAUUUGUUUGA
Penicillium verhagenii is the source of this 1758-nucleotide messenger RNA. Its product is annotated as beta-catenin-like protein 1. Gene Ontology annotation, cellular component: spliceosomal complex. The record is from RefSeq and is a predicted model, not a curated record. The coding region runs from base 1 to 1758 and encodes 585 amino acids. Lineage: Eukaryota; Fungi; Ascomycota; Eurotiomycetes; Eurotiales; Aspergillaceae. The transcript is spliced from 9 exons.